AUGUGUUCGUUCGUCGGGAUCGCACUGACGUUUGGAUUGGCGUUUUCUCCUAAUUGUAGGUGAGUUUGUACGAAAAAAUCAUACCAUAAUUGGCUUGACUAAUAUGUUAUCGGAUGCUAACGAUUGUUAUACUUCGAACUGCGCGUUUCCUACGCUGACACCGAGAAUACAAAUUGUUAAUGUUGGCACGUUUGGUAGUUUUGAAAGUAUGAAAUUUUCUUCUUCUUUGAACGUAUCAGGUGUGUUUUGUUGAUGGUUUUGCCGCAUUUAUUUUCAUCCAAGGGUCGACACGCGCUACUCAUGUACGCGUUCAUAUUGACAUUUACUGGCCCUUCCAAGACCACGUUGCACAACACUGGAGUACUGUCGGAAUCUCUAACUUGCCUUCAGGUGCCUACCUACGUGGCGUAAAUUUGUGCAUCGGUAAAAAAGCAAGUUAGUGUUCAAAAAAUCAAAAUGAAAAACAAUGAUUACAGGACGAGAUCAAAUCGGCCAUCCGGCAGAUCGUGGACAUAAUCAAAAAACCACUGUUGGCGGUCCAGUCGUCGGUGAUGCGCAUAAAAGUCCAACUGGCCGCGAUUGUCGAAAAAAUGAAAAAGUCAAUGUUGGCCAUCAAGAACACCGUCCUUGGGUUGGGUGAGCAGCUCUGUCAUUUUCCAAUAUGAAUAUUUAUACGGUUCGGUAUUAUGAAAUAAUAAUAUCUUAUUAUUUUCCCUGCCUUGUUUUCAAAAUUAUUAGCGUCAGCGCUAUAUAGGGAAAACAUAAUAUAUAAAUAGCAGUUUUUUAAGCAGUAAAUUUGUAUGGCUCACAUGUAGGUGAGUGACGGUCGUUUAAAAUUAAUUAAACCACGCGUGUAUUUUUGUAUUGUGCCCAGAGCUCGGGAGUUAAACUUUAGCACUUCACCUCAUCAAAAAUAUUAAGCGUUUAAAAAUCCAUUAUAAACACUCAAAUAAAAUCAAUUUAAAAACAUCAUGCAAAGAAAAGCGAUCUCAAAUAUGGUCAAUCUCGCCUGAAAAAAAAAAAAACUUAUCGGAGUUUCGUUGGCGAUAACCACUUGUUUUCUGUUGUCUCAAAAUAGAAAAUAUGUAAAAACUGUUAAAUUAACCGAGAAUAGGUACUAUGGAAUUUCAUAUUUGAAAUCGUUGUAGGUGUAAGGUGACGUAAACCGUUAGCACUCUGUUAGAUUUUGCGUCUAGCCGUAAUAAGCAAUACGUUAUGCAUAUAUCACACACAUAUUUCGAAACCAUUUUCGCCGUCAACUACAUCUGUAUAACAAUAUGACAGUUAAAACAAACAUUGAAAAGUCCCGAUAAUAUACUGAACCUCGUUAUACUAUAUUCGUAUUAUGUAUAGUACGAACCGUGAAGUCGGCGUACGAUUGGCUGUACAGCGUGAUGAGCAUCUGUAACAAGAAAGUCGGUACUCCGUUCCAGAGGUGUACGAAAAUGUUCGAUAGCGCGCUGGACGAGUGUAAAGUAAUGCAUUGAUAUCGUAACUAUUGACUAGUACUCAGUGAGAAUUGUUUUACAGUGAAAACUGCGAGUUUCAUAUCAUAAUAAUUAUAAUAUAGGCUACCGUCUCGCCGGCUUUCGGGUGGAUGUGUUCAGUAUCGUACGUAUUGUCGCACGUGUGCUACUCCGUAAAAUUUCUGGACAGUCUGUGCGAUUUUUUCGAAUUCAUAAACGAAUCGAUUUUCGGAGCCAUCGAAAAUAGUAAGUGUAGCGAUGACACACCUUUGUUGUCAUUAUUUUAAUGAUUAUUUAUUUAUUUAUUUUAAAUUAUAACGGGAGUCCUUUAGCAUAGUAAAACACACUACUUAAUAGAUACUUGAAAGUAUACAAAUUAAUAUUCGAGUAACGCAAAAGUAAAAUUCUUCAAGAGUGCCGGGCUUCAUUAGCUGGUUUCAUCAUUCUCAGGACGGUUAUACGGUUAUUUUUUUUAUAUAAUAUUCAAAAUUUGAAGUUAUUUGAAAAUGAAAUAUUACCAAAGCGUUGUAUGAAUUUAGAAAUGUUAUUAAGGGACGGUGAAAAUCGUGAUUUAAAUGGAAUUAAACUUUUUGACGAGUUAAAAACAUUUUGUAGAACUUUGAACAAACAAAAAACAUCUAUCGAGUGUCUUAAUUUAAUAGAAUCAACAUGUGGUUCAUUUCCAAACAUUUCUAUUGCAUUAGGAUUAUUAUUAAUUCUUCCAAACGACUACUGUUAGUGCUGAGAGAAGUUUCUCAAAGUAAAAAAUCAUAAAGAAUUAUUUGAGAACAACAAUAAUGUAAGAUCGACUUUCUGAUUUAGCAAUUAUUUAAAUUGGACGUAAUUUGUAUGAAAAUGUAGACUAUAAAGAUAUUAUUGGAAAGUCCGCAGGGAUAAAAGCCAGAAAAAUUAAUUUUUGAAGAAUAAAGUGUUUUUUCAUAGUAUUUUAAUAAUGUCUGUUUAUUUUAUAUGUUUUAUUUUUAUUUUAUUAAAAUGUAAAUUUGUAUAAAUGUAGGUGACGAUUAAUGAAUUAUAGAUAUUAGAUGAGUAAAUAAAGAAAAACAUAUUAAUUGAGUUUACUGUGAAAUUAUUUUAUUUUCUUUACCUAGAUUAUAAUAUUUUAUAAAAAAAAAAAAACCCUUAUUUUAAAUUAUAAUUUGUGAGGUAUCUACUAAAUUAUUUGUGUGAUAAGAAUUAUUGAUGGCCUUAUAUGGUUAUAGAUAGAUAUAAUACCUAAAAAGUGUUACAAGUAUUUUUGCCCUGGGCCUCGCAAAUCCUAAGGACGGCACUGUAAGUAGCACACAAUAUAUAGUGACAUUGAAAGGAGAAAAUGUACACAUUCAACACUAAGAACAUUAAAAUUUACUUAGCUAACAGUUUAGACAGGAAUUGUUCUAAGUUAUAUAAGCCUUGAUUCCUCUGUUGCUCAAUACAUUCAAACUUAAACGUUUUAAUACCGGUGUAUAAUUGUCCGGAUGGCACUCUACAUUCAAUAAAAAAUACGCGUAUCUAAAGAAUUUAUGAUCUGAAUACGCGCUCAAGCCGGCGGGAAUCGCGUAAAGUGUGUGGAUCCCGAAUCACCUAAGACCUAUUUAUGGGGCGGGGGCCCUUUUUUUAGGCCGAAAUUUUAAGAAUAUAAUUUUAGAUUCUGAGCGAAGCAAGGAAUGUAUUAGUUUUACAAUGAUAUUUAUUAUUAUUAUAAAUUUUCUCAACGAUUGGAAAAAACGGGAAAAUGUACGAAAUGUAUAAGUAAAAUAUUUCGGUCUUUUUUCCUGUGCACAACUUUUCUACCAGCAAUAAUUUCGCUCCGAUUUAUAGUAAUGAUAGGAGUGAACAUUAUGCACAUUAUGCACUAUACAUAUUAAAUUCCGAAGAUACGUUAUUCUUUCUAUAUAAAUGCCAACGGUUUUCAUAUAUUACGUAUAUUAUUAUGUUUAGGCUUAAAAAGUUACGUGCGACAAAUGAAAAAUACGUUUUACGUGUCCAUCGAGUACAAACAUUCGUUUUCGUUCGAGUCGACCCCCAGCAAACUGAGCAGUGACAUUAUUCACGGUAUUGUCACUGAGAUGAAAUCCAAAAUCGAUAACGUCGUAUUCCUGUUCGACUGGGCCGGGUCGAUUUUCUCAUUCGUUUUCCUAUAUGUUUUUAUGAAGUGAGUGAUUCUUUUUUGUCUUGGUAUUUUUACUGCAGCAAACAAAAAUAACUACAUUGCCUACAUAUUAAUAUUAUUUAACGCAGAGUGUUGAAAUACAGACAGAAGUAUUUAACGAUCGAUUCGUUCGACAACAUGUAUUUGACGACGGAAUUAUACGAGCUAGACGAACGGAAACAGAUACUCGGACUGCCAACUAUUCUGCCGCUGACCAGAAUCGAGAAUAAUACAUACAUAGAGGUACUCAUAUUGCAGCGUGUUACUGCGUAACAUACUCAAUUGUUUACAUUAACUUUAGAAUUUUGCGAGAAAAUUUACAAUCAAUCUUUUAUGAACAAAGUAUUGACUGUUUUAGUAGGUCAAUUAUUCUGAUCGUGUGUGCCAUGGAUUUAUGUGUUAAACUGUUAAAAACUGUCUAAAAAUUGUUCAUACGAUAGGCAUAAUAUUAUAAUUAGUGCUGGAAAUUGAAUUUCCUAUAAGACCAUAAAAUUAACAUUAAAAAAAUACUUUUAUAUUAAAAAAUUCUAAAUAAUUCACUAAAAAUAUGUUUAUUUUUGAAAAUUAUCAUAUAAAUUGUAUUAAUAUUAUAAAUGAUUAAAAAAAAAAAGAGAGACCAUGUGUAUAUAAAUAUAUAGUCGAUUGUAUUACUCUAACAGAUUAUUAUAUAGAAAAUUCAGUGAUUUUAAAAAUACCAUGUUGGUUUUGUUUUAGAAGUUAUCUGUUUAAUUCUCAUUAUCUAGGUUUUGACAUUAUUUUUUCCGGUAGUAUAUAUUGUAUCGUAUUUUAUAAUACAAGUACUUACUUAUUAGUUUGCUAUAAUUAUAUGAAAACCGCGUUAGUGAGUAAUACAAUUUCAAAUUUUUUAUCAAAAAACUCCAAAAAAUGAUAAAACACUAAAUAAAACACUUGAUUUGAAGUUAAGAGGGUUUAAUAGCUAUGUAUCGUCAUAAUAAUCCAGCGGACGUCCAUUCGCCUGUUGCCGAAAGAGAAAAAAGCGUUGUUACGGUCGUUGGCCAUAAUGAUACUGGCCACUUUUAAGAUAUUCGUACAGAUUACGAUGGAUUACAGUCUUUAUUGGAUAUUGAUCACCGUCAGGAAAUACGGACGACUGUCGUCUCAACUCGACCGUAAGUAUCUAUGCGGCAAUGAUAAAACAAAAAGAAAACCGUCAGUAGCAUAAGCACGCCGUAAAAUUAUAUCGAUUUUAUCGAAAAUAUUAUUCAGCUGAGAACGCGGUCGACGUAAACAUCGACGGCGACGGAAUACUGGCGGACCUGUACAAAACGAUCGUUCACACGUUCAAACCGGUGCCCCAUAAAACGAAUAUGGACACGAUGAGUUGUUUACCGAACCCGUUGCCGCCGAACUACGGCCGUUACUGGCAGAUACGUACGAAAAAUGCUAUUAGAUAAUAUUUCACCUGUAAUGUUAUUACGAUUCUGAUUUCAUCCUGGGAAAAUAAUUGGCAAAUUUCUCGUUAAAUCUGAAACCUAUUUCUUCGCAUUUAUUUCGCGUAAGUGCGAAGUUAUCCGCUCGCUUGCCUACUCUUGCUCUCCGCAGCUCUCCUACCAUCGCCGUAUCACCUUAUCAACAAUUAUUAUUUCUUUAUAAUUUCCAAGUCUUCUCUAUCGUUUCUUCGCAUGAUAAUUGUUAAUAAUAAAUAAUAAUAAUUGUUUUCAAGUGUUCGUGUUGUGCUUGACGUGGUUACUGGCCAUCAUGCAACCAUUCGGGUUACGUCUCAAGUCGUACGUCAUGGGAUACUAUCAUCCGGACGUAGCCAAAACACGGGCUAUAUGGUUGCACAAUCGAAUGAUCCGCCGGAGGAUCAAUUUCGUCACGUUUGCACGGCGGUUUCUGCGCAGGAAAUUCGGUUUGGGAGGCGACCCAGCCGGUCCUUCGUGUCUUGAUUUCCUUUAUUCUAAGUGGGUGAACGAAACUUGUGUAUAUAUAUAUAUAUAUAUACAUAGAAAAAAAAGUAAUAUUUUUUGAAAAGUAAACGAAAUGUAAUACUUAUAUUGAAUUCGAAUGAAUAUGAUUUUAAAAAUUUGUAUUUUUCGGACCCUGAGUGUGGCGAUUCGUCCUUAUUAAUAUUAAAUGCAAUUAAUUGCACUAUAUUAGUUUUACCAUUGAUUUUUUGAAAUGGUUUCAGUAAGAUUAGUUUUCUCGGAAAAAAACGUUUUCACGCAGCACCUUAAAAGAUGUGAAUUUUUCGUUCGGCGGUUGUUUAUUUGAGCCACUUUUCUAAGUUCGCAAUUUCUUCAGUAAAAAAAAAAAAAAAAAUUGGGAACAAAUUACGACACGUUGAUAUUAAAAGGACAUAGAGAUCAUACAUUUUGAACAUAAGCUCAUAAAUGGGACAACAGGAUGUCAUGACAAAACCGGAUUUUUAAAUAAUUUCUAUUUCGGAGUACUUACACUUGUAUCUUGAACUUCUGGAUUUCUUUAGCUAUUACAUCGAAUAAAAAUGACAUUAUUUUCUAAGCAAACCAGUAAAUCGAGCUCUACUCAAUAUCGUUUUUUGUUUGCAACGAAUAAACGCAGGUGAUUUAAGAAUCGCUAGACGCCGCAGCUUCAUAGCCGAAUACGACGUUCUAAUCGGUUAUCAUUUUUCUCAAAACAUAAUCGCUCUUCAAAUUAUCACAUAACAUUUUUGCCAUAAUCGAAAUUCGGUUAACUAGUUUAUAAAAUAUUAUUUGUACAUUUGGUGACUAAAACAUUUGAUAAUACUAUUUCGAUUUAGAAAAAUAUGUAAAUGAACAACUAAAUUAAAAUAAAAAUAUUUUUUCUCGUCGAAGUACUAAUGAUGUUGGACAUAAUAGAAUCUGAUGAUAUUAAUAAUAUUAUCAUGGCUAUGAUGAAACCUGUAUUUCGUCUGAAAAAUCUAACUACCUAUAUUAAAUUCAGUGAUUCGGAAUAAGCAUUUUUGUCAGAAAAUUAAUGUCAAACAGUUGAUCAUAAAGUGCAUUUCAUUGUACGACUUCCACGUUAACUACCCUAUAAAUCAAUAGACGUUUUACAAUUUAUUUGAUUUUUUACAUGUUCUACCAGAAUUUAGGCAGCAAAAUCUCGUUGUAUAAAUAAUCAGUCAAAACAAGCCGAAUGAGAAAGCCUAGCGAUUCUUAUAUCGCUCAUGGUAUCUACUAACUUCCCAUUAAUGUUAAAUUAUUAUUAUUUAUUUAAAAGGUAUCCAUUUUUGGAUCACGUGUGGAGACGCCGAAAGGCGACGGUGUGCCUUCUGUGCGGUUAUAAAGUCAAAGGGACGGAUUUAAAAUCAGGAGAAGUGUUGUUGUGUCCCAAUGACGGCUGCAAGGGCGUUUACUGUUCGAGAUGUUUCGCGGACAUCAAGAACAAGUGCACCCUGUGCAGCAAGCCAAUCAAUUACGGGGACAUAACCGACAUUAGCGAAGAAAAGUAUAAUCACGUCGGACUGUCAUCCUUAAAAAUAAAACUACGAUACCGUUGAGACUUACAGUGUGGCCGUUUUCAGGGACAGUACUGACGUGUCGGAUGAAGAUGUUUUUAACCGUCUCCCGGAGCGCAGACGAUCGCGCAAACUGCAAACGAAGAAAACAUGUCGGACCAGGAAAAAAACGCUGCCCGCGGUUUCGAUACGCAAAAUCAGCUCGGGAGACGAGGGUGACGAUGAAAGUUAGUAUAUAAUAAUUAAUCGACCACAGUGGAAACAAGGUCUGUAGACGGUAAUGCGUUUAUCUGAGAUAAAGUUUUUGGGAAUAAGUGCACAUUUUUUUAAUAACCUUAUAAAUAGUAGAUAAAUUCGUUAUUUUUAUUCUAAAAUAUAAAAAUAUUGUUCUUGUUUAGAAAAAAAAAUUGAGAAAAGCGGGGGUCCGGGCCCCCGAGAAUCAGACACGACCUUCUUGACAACCUUUUCGUUUACCAUCAAAUUCAAAUUUACGAUUUUUAACUUGUAUCUAUAUUUAGUUUUUACUUAAAAAUACAAUUUUGUUAGACAUUUAUUAUGGACUUAUUUUAUUUUUAAUAGGUACAAAUGACGACACGUGCAGUACCAUAUCGAAUUCGUAUGAAAACGAUCCAACUUACGUGAACAAGCCUCUGGGCCACAGGAAUUUGAUUGUGGAGGCUCAAAACGAAAUCGGUGCGUCAAAAUGA
Messenger RNA from Cinara cedri, 7746 nucleotides. The record is from the annotation of a GenBank genome assembly. NCBI's taxonomy places the organism in Eukaryota, Metazoa, Arthropoda, Insecta, Hemiptera, Aphididae.